Molecule: messenger RNA, 738 nt
Organism: Aspergillus mulundensis
Lineage: Eukaryota; Fungi; Ascomycota; Eurotiomycetes; Eurotiales; Aspergillaceae
Product: SNARE domain protein
Exons: 3
Coding region: 1-738 (245 amino acids)
Biological process (GO): Golgi vesicle transport
Cellular component (GO): membrane
Source: RefSeq, a predicted model, not a curated record
AUGGACCACGCAGACCCCUUUAUCCAAGUCCAAGCCGACGUGCUUUCGACACUUGGAACAACAAGGCCCUUGUUCUCAUCCUACCUCCGCAUCCGCUCUCUCGCAAAGUCCCCCUCAAACCCUGAGCUUCAACAAGCACGCUCCGAGCUCGAAACAACCCUCACAGACCUCACAGCCGAUCUAGACGACCUAGUCGAGAGUGUCCGAGCAGUCGAGCAAGAUCCCUACCGCUUCGGCCUCGAGAUCGAAGAGGUUUCGCGGCGGCGCAAGCUCGUCGACGAUGUGGGAAAUGAAAUCGAGGAGAUGAGGGCGGAGCUGGUGAAGGUCAUUACACAUGCCGACCAUGCCGAUGCGAGAGCUACGGGCUCCGGGCUCCCAAAUCCAGCGGAUUUUGACGACCACGAUGCCGAUGGCCAUGGGGAUGAUUACUAUGCGGAGAUGGAGCAGCAGCGGCAGAUGGAGCUUAUGCAUGAACAGGAUGAGCAGCUGGAUGGGGUGUUCCGGACGGUCGGGAACCUGAGACAGCAAGCGGAUGAUAUGGGGAGGGAGCUGGAGGAGCAGGCGGUUAUGAUUGGGGAGAUUGAUACACUCGCUGAUCGGGUUGGGGGGAAACUACAGAAUGGGAUGUCGAGGUUGAAGCAUAUCAUCAGGAAGAAUGAAGAUACGAUGUCGUCGUUCUGCAUCGGGCUCCUUAUUUUCGUCCUCGUUCUGUUAUUAAUACUAGUCAUCGCCCUAUAG